Molecule: messenger RNA, 2354 nt
Organism: Drosophila navojoa
Lineage: Eukaryota; Metazoa; Arthropoda; Insecta; Diptera; Drosophilidae
Gene: Hip14
Product: palmitoyltransferase Hip14
Molecular function (GO): palmitoyltransferase activity; protein binding
Source: RefSeq, a predicted model, not a curated record
AUGUAUCAAAGCGCCUGCAAUGCAGCCACAACUGGCUCCUGUGUGCCCGGUGCUGGCAACCAAAUGGAUACCGAUCGUCAGGCGGCAUUGAUAGCCCAACAGCCACCCACAGCGCCUGUGGAGCCUGACUACAGUGGCUUCGAUAUCGUUAAGGCCACACAGUAUGGUGCGAUAGCACGUGUCCGGGAACUGGUCGAAUCUGGCUGGGAUGUCAAUCAGCCUGACAGUGAAACAGUCACGCUACUCCAUUGGGCAGCCAUUAAUAACCGCAGAGAUAUUAUACGAUAUUUUCUGGAAAAGGGCGCCACUGUGGAUGCCGUUGGCGGUGAACUCAACGCUACGCCGCUGCAUUGGGCCACACGGCAAGGUCACCUGGGCGCUGUAGUGCUGCUGAUGGCGGCAGGCGCAGAUCCGCGCAUACGCGAUGCAGAGGGCUGCUCCUGCAUACACAUUGCCGCACAGUUUGCACACACCGCCUUGGUGGCCUACUUCAUAGCCAAGGGAGUGGAUCCCGACUUGCAGGAUCGGGGCGGCAUGACGGCGCUCAUGUGGGCUGCCUGGAAGGUAUGUGCUCUGGAUCCUGUGCGGCUGCUGCUCACGCUGGGCGCCAAUCCCGCCAUGGUUGAUUACACACAUGGCAAUACGGCACUGCAUUGGGCAAUAUUGGCGCGCAAUUCCACCGCCAUUUCCACGUUGGUGUUGAAGUCGAAAGCUUCGCUGGAUGUGCCUAAUUUGCGUGCCGAGACGCCGCUUUCGAUGCUGGAAGCACAGGCCGGUGCCAUCUGGAUUGGCGCCAAGGUAAUGGAUCGGGUCAGAGAGGCAGCAUUGACUUCCCAACAGCGACGAUCUCUCGUCUCAAAGCUACGCCAUGACAAACGCUUGCGCUGGUGGUCAAUGGUCGCCUGUCCAUUUACUGCCUUCUAUCUGGCUGGCAUUGUCUUCACCAUCAACACGCUGUACAUUAUCAAGUUUUUCCUGCUGGGCUGCCUGUAUGCCAUAUUCCAUACCAUUGGCAAAACGCUGUUCGAUGAGCAUCUGAUGGCGCUGCUGCCGCUGUCCGUUUAUCUGGCGACCAAGGCCUGGUUCUAUGUCACCUGGCUGAUGUAUAUCGAUGAUGCUGUGUCGCUGGCAACUACUGUGUGCUUCCUUAUCAGCUCGCUGGCGCUCUGGGUGUGCUUUCUAAAAUCCUGGAAGGGUGAUCCCGGCAUUAUACGACCCACCAGGGAGCAGCGAUUUAAGACGAUAAUUGAGCUUUCGGAACGCGGUGGAAUUGGCUUCGAGCCCGCCUCCUUCUGCUCGGGCUGCCUGGUACGGCGUCCCAUACGCUCGAAGCACUGCUCCGUGUGCGAUCGCUGUGUGGCACGCUUCGAUCAUCAUUGUCCCUGGGUGGGCAACUGCAUUGGUCUCAAAAAUCACAGCUACUUCAUGGGCUUUCUCUGGAUGCUAUUGAUUAUGUGCGGCUGGAUGCUGUACGGCGGCUCCAAGUUCUAUGUGAACGAGUGUAAUGUGCACUUUGACGAUUUUCUUGCCGCCAUGCGAGCCAUUGGCAAUUGCAAUGCCUGGGUGGGCUGGGUCAUGGGCAAUGCCUUGUUGCACAUGUCCUGGGUUAUCUUGCUCACCGUUUGCCAGACGUAUCAAGUGGUCUGCCUAGGCAUGACCACCAAUGAGCGCAUGAAUCGUGGUCGCUAUCGUCACUUCCAGGCAAAGGGCGGACAGAGCCCGUUUACACGUGGACCGCUGCUCAAUUUAAUUGACUUCCUGGAAUGCAGUUGCUUUGGCUUGGUGCAGCCGCGACGCAUCGAUUGGAUGAACUACUAUGACUACGAUGCCCAGGUGCAUCAGACAAUUGAAAAGGAGCCGCUGCUGCGUGCCGAAGGUGCCGAUGCCGAUGGACUGAUCGGGGAUCAUCAGUAUGUGUAGGACAAAUCCUAUCGGGAUGCGAAGACGCUUCAAAUGCCCAUUGCGCAUGUCUAACAACGAUUCGUGUGCUAAUAACAAAAAGACAAUGCUUUAGAUUUAUAUACAUAUAUAUUUAUAUAUAUGCCCACCCGAUUAGCUUCGUAUUAUUAUGUUUUUAGUGAUUUGUAAUUGGAACGCGCUGCUGCAAACACAACGAUUUAAUAACAACAAUAUAUAAAGACAAAAGACAGAAGCGUCGUCGCUGACCGAUAUCGGAUCCAGUAAAUGGGGCUUCAAUGCCCCCAAACACAAAAACAAACAACUACGUACAUUUAUUGUGCAUGUAUUUUACCUGUAAUUACUAAACUUUGUACAUUUUUUCAGCACAUUUCUUAAUUUAAAUCACACACAAACUCUUUUUUGACUUCACUCUCAAGUAUUUGUUAUACCAAAAA